Messenger RNA from Pipra filicauda (Wire-tailed manakin), 3972 nucleotides. RefSeq names its product tubulin gamma complex associated protein 5 (gene TUBGCP5). Bases 16 to 3333 code for a protein of 1105 amino acids. The transcript is spliced from 25 exons. NCBI's taxonomy places the organism in Eukaryota, Metazoa, Chordata, Aves, Passeriformes, Pipridae. Gene Ontology annotation, biological process: mitotic cell cycle; spindle assembly; cytoplasmic microtubule organization. Gene Ontology annotation, molecular function: gamma-tubulin binding; microtubule minus-end binding. The record is from RefSeq and is a predicted model, not a curated record. Gene Ontology annotation, cellular component: spindle pole; gamma-tubulin complex; equatorial microtubule organizing center.
CUGCCCGCCACGCGCAUGCCCCGCGCAGGGAAGCCUCGCGAGAAGAAGGAGGAGGCGGCGGUGGGUCCCUGUCGCCAACCGGAGGUGCCGCCCUUCUGUCCCCUCCGUAUCCCUCCGUCCAUCGCGGCCAUGGCGGCACCGCCGGCCUCGCCCGGCCCCCGUGGCCGCUUCGAGCAGGAGCAGGACCGGGCCGUCCGCGCCCUGGUGCGCUGCGUGACCGGCCUGCCCGAGGAGGAGCUGGGCGGAGAGCGCUUCCAGGCGGCGCUCAAUUUCGCCUGGUCCAACUUCAGAUUUCACCGUUUUCUUGAUGUGAACAGUCAUAAAGUAGAGAGGACAAUAGAAGGAAUACAUGAGAAACUGAUAAUUCAUUCUGACCUUGGAAAAGCUGCAAGCUGGAAAAGACUAACAGAAAAAUUUCUGAACUUGCCACUCCCAAGUCUUGAAGAAACAAAGACAGAUACACACUAUGCUAUACUGUCUCUUCUAUUGUGUUUGUCUGAUUCUCCAUCCAACACCACCUAUGUGGAAAAACCAAGAGUCAAAGAAGUGGAUUCCUUUUUGAAUGAUCUCUGCACAUUCCCUCGGCGGUGUUUUGAAUGCACUUUCAGCCCAUUCCAGGAAUGUGAAUAUGAAGAGGUUAUCUCAAACAACACUAAUUACAAAAAGGAAGAAGAAUUUGAUUGGGGAAAGUAUCUGAUGGAAGGAGAAGAAAUUUACUUUGGUCCUGGUGUAGAUACACCCGAUUGGUCUGGAGAAAGCGAAGAGGAAGAAGACACUCAGCCCUUGAGCAGGGAGGACUCGGGUAUUCAAGUAGACAGGACACCUUUAGAAGACCAAGAUCCAAAUAAGAAAACAGUACCUAAUGUUUCCUGGAAAGUCGGUGAACCUGAUGUCCGCAGCUGGCUGGAGCAGCAUGUAGUUCCUCAGUACUGGACAGGAAGAGCUCCUCGUUUUUCACAUAGUUUGCACUUGCAUUCCAAUCUGGCUGCAGUCUGGGAUCACCACUUGUACACCAGUGAUCCUUUGUACGUGCCAGAAGAGAGAACCCUAGUCACAGAAACUCAGGUUAUACGUGAAACUCUUUGGCUACUUUCAGGAGUGAAAAAGCUUUAUAUAUUUCAGCUGAAUGAUGGAAAAGUGACUGUUCGGAAUGAUAUUAUUGUAACUCAUUUAACCCACAAUUGCCUGAGAUCUGUAUUGGAGCAGAUAGCAGCAUAUGGUCAAGUUGUGUUUAGACUACAGAAGUUUAUUGAUGAAGUGAUGGGACACAGCCCAGAAAGCAUAAUGCAUGGAACAGUUUCGACUCCAAAGAAGACUACUGAAGCCCCAUUCAGAACCUACCAAGCUUUUAUGUGGGCUUUGUAUAAAUAUUUUAUUAGCUUUAAAGAAGAACUUACUGAAAUUGAAAAGUGCAUAAUCAACAAAGAUAAAACAGUCACACUUUCAAUAGUAAUAGAUAAGCUGUCUCCCAGACUGGCACAGCUGAAAGUACUUCACAAGGUUUUCAGCACAGGAGUAGCGGAAGUACCACCUGACACCAGAAAUGUUGUACGAGCAUCUCAUCUGCUUAAUACUCUCUACAAAUCUAUUCUUGAGUAUGACAGUGUUGGAGAGGCAUCUGAGCAAACGGUAUCCCUUUUGUUCUCUCUCUGGGUUGAAACUGUGAGGCCGUACUUACAGACAGUGGAUGAGUGGAUAGUCCAUGGUAAUUUAUUUGAUCCUGCAAAGGAAUUUAUUAUUCAGAGAAACAAAAAUGUUCCAGUUAAUCACAGAGAUUUCUGGUAUGCUACCUACACAUUAUAUAGUGUGUCAGAAAAGACUGAGAAUGAAGAGAAGAUGAGUGAUAAUGCCAGUGCCAGUUCUGGCAGUGAUCAGGCCCCUUCAAGCAGACAGCACACUAUGGUCUCUUUUCUGAAACCUGUGCUAAAGCAAAUUAUCAUGGCUGGAAAAUCCAUGCAGCUGUUGAAGAAUCUUCAAUGCAAAGAUGGCUCUCCACAGCAGGCUGCGUCAAGAGAUGCUGAACGAAAGAGUUUAUACACGCUGUUCUUGGAAUCGGUGCAGUCUCGCCUGCGGCAUGGGGAAGAGUCUGUUCCUGAUACUAUUACAGAACAGCAGGCCACAAAGCAGAGCCUGAUAAAGAUGCAGUCUAUAGCGGAAAGACACUUGGAACUGGAUGAUGUCCAUGACCCACUGCUGGCUAUUAAUUUUGCCAGACUCUAUUUGGAACAGAGUGACUUUCAUGAGAAGUUUACUGGUGAGGAUGUCUCUGUGGAUAGAUCCUCAGAAUCUGUGACCUGCCAGACUUUUGAACUGACAUUGAGGUCUUGCCUUUAUCCGCACAUAGACAAGCAAUACUUGGAAUGCUGUGGGAAUCUGAUGCAAACUUUAAAGAAGGAUUAUAGGCUUGUAGAAUAUUUGCAAGCAAUGAGAAACUUUUUCUUACUUGAAGCUGGAGAUACCAUGUAUGACUUCUAUACAUCUAUUUUUGACAAAAUUAGAGAAAAGGAAACUUGGCAGAAUGUUGCUUUCUUAAAUGUUCAACUACAAGAAGCAGUUGGACAACGCUAUCCAGAGGACAGUGCAAGGUUGUCUAUAUCAUUUGAAAGUGUUGAUACAGCAAAGAAGAAACUCCCUGUCCACACCUUAGAUGGUCUGACAUUGAGUUAUAAGGUUCCUUGGCCUGUGGAUAUAGUUAUAAGUUUAGAGUGCCAAAAAAUUUACAAUCAAGUUUUUCUGCUCUUACUGCAAAUAAAGUGGGCCAAGUAUAGUCUAGAUGUUUUACGAUUUGAUGAACUAAUCUCUGCUGCAGAAAACCCACAGGUUAAGGAAGGAACUUCACUAGAACAAGGAACGCGUCCUCUGUUUGGACCGCAAACAGAAAGCAUAAAACAACAAAUACAUCGCAUGUUCCUCUUAAGAGUGAAACUUAUGCAUUUUGUUAACAGCCUGCACAACUACAUCAUGACAAGGAUUCUUCACAGUACAGGCUUGGAGUUUCAACAUCAGGUAGAAGAAGCCAAAGAUUUAGAUCAAUUGAUAAAGAUUCAUUACAGAUACCUAUCUACAAUUCAUGAUCGCUGCUUACUGAGAGAAAAGGUGAGCUUUGUGAAAGAAGCUAUAAUGAAGGUGUUAAACUUAGUACUGAUGUUUGCAGACCGUUGGCAGGCCGGUUUGGGGGCUUGGAAGAUGGAAUCCAUAGAGAAGAUGGAAUCUGAUUUUAAAAACUGUCACAUGUUUCUUGUAACUGUUCUCAACAAAGCUGUCUGUCGAGGCUCUUUUCCUCACUUGGAAUCUUUAGCUUUGUCACUGAUGGCUGGCAUGGAACAAAGUUAAUACCCAGGUGUGAAUAGGUCACAGAGUAGUGUGGAGUGGUGUGACUCAAAUCUUAGUGUUCAGAAAGUUGGUCGAGUUAAUUAUUGGCUUUUUUAAAAAGGCUAAGAAGCAUGCAUCUUAUUUGCUUAGUGGUUAUUAAGAACUCUCUAAGAAAACUGUUACAAUAAGCUGAUGUAAAAAAUACAAGAUUCAUUUAUCGAAAUGGAUUAUAGUAGAACAUAAAAUACCAGAAUUUUUUACAUUAAAAUUCAAAUGCUUACUAAUUUGAGUGGUAACUCUUGUCAGUUUAAGUAGGAUCAAGAUUACACUGUUACCCUAAUUUUAACUGUUGGAUUGUCGAGAUGUUUCAGAGGUGGUCAGAUAUGAUUUGACCUUUAUCCUCCUUCUAAGCCUUUUGCAAACAAAAUUUACAUCUAAUAGCUAAUCUCUUGUAAAGUAGUAGAUUGUGAUACAGAAUGGUACUUUUCUAGACAAGUAAAUGUGGAACUUGUUCUGCACAAGACAACUUGCCCUGUCUCCUCCCCGUUAAAGUUUCAUUUAAAUUCUCGCAUCGGUACACCUGCAUUAAAAAAGAUAAAAUCAAUCAUAGCUAUUUGCCUAUUGAUUUAUUUGAAUAAAUAGAAGAUUUAAUAAUAAGAA